Messenger RNA from Drosophila kikkawai, 935 nucleotides. Its product is annotated as deubiquitinase DESI2. Lineage: Eukaryota; Metazoa; Arthropoda; Insecta; Diptera; Drosophilidae. The record is from RefSeq and is a predicted model, not a curated record. Gene Ontology annotation, molecular function: deubiquitinase activity. Gene Ontology annotation, biological process: protein deubiquitination.
UCUCACAUCAGAUCAGCUCACCAACUCACAUUGUUAUUCCACUAUAUUGCUAUUCGUGCCACCAGCUGGUUAAAUUCAAAGUUUCAAAAGUGAAUAAACUACAACAAACCAACUUACAAUUCGAUUUGAUCCUAUCCCUCAACAAGAUGUUCAGUCUGAGCGGUUCCGAGCUGACCGUCUUCGAUCGACGCUACAGGGAGCCGGUGCUGCUCAAUGUGUACGAUCUGUGCCACCUAAACGAUUAUACCAUUACCGUGGGCCUGGGCGUCUUUCACUCGGGCAUCGAGCUGUAUGGAACUGAGUAUGGCUAUGGCGGACACAACAUACCCGGCAUGUCUGGCAUCUUUGAGAUGGAGCCUUGCAACAGCAAGCACGAGCUGGGAGAGCAGUUCCGUUUCCGUGAGAAAAUCCUGCUGGGCUACACGGGUCUCAGCAGGGAGGCAGUGCGGCACAUCGCUGAGAGGCUGGGCAGGCGGCAGUUCUCUGGACGCGCUUACCACAUCGUAUCACAUAAUUGUAAUCACUUCUCCAUCAAGAUGGCCGACAUACUCUGCGGACGCCCCAUACCCGGUUGGGUUAAUCGGCUGGCCAAUCUGGUGGCCCGUGUCCCGUUCCUCGUCAGCUACCUGACUCCGCCGCACCAGCGUCGCCGUGAGCGUGAACGUGAACGUGAACGUGAGCGUGAACUUCAACGUCAACGUCAACGUUGCAGCUGCAAACACUGCCACUGAAUAACCCACAGGAGGUGUUGUUUCCCCAAAUCGUUUGUUGUUACCUAAUCGCUUUCCUACUUUGCCGAUCCCCGUUAUGAUACUGAUAUUGAUACUGAUCUGGUCCCACGAAUAGUAGUUCUUCCUUCGCCCUGUUUUAUCUGCAUUAAAAAGAAGCUCUUGGUAAAUUCUGAACGGGAUAAGCCAGAGUAGAGUCUAUAUUUA